This is a messenger RNA of Phytophthora nicotianae INRA-310, 666 nucleotides long. RefSeq lists its product as hypothetical. The record is from RefSeq and is a predicted model, not a curated record. NCBI's taxonomy places the organism in Eukaryota, Oomycota, Peronosporomycetes, Peronosporales, Peronosporaceae. The coding region runs from base 1 to 666 and encodes 221 amino acids. The transcript has a single exon.
AUGAAGGAGUGUCUAGAGUUAUUGAUGCGACAUCAGCGUCGAAGUGAAAACGAGUUUCAUGCGCGAUUGGCGUUUGAAGGCCAGUGUGUGAACAAAUUGUAUGGUGAAGAGCUUAGCUUAGUACUUCAAGUUUGUACACCGUGGGUCGCGGCAACCAUGAAGCCUGAAUAUGAGUUUGCUAUGUCGAGUCAAGCAGACACGGUGUAUCAAAUUGAGGUGGAUGCUAACGCAGCUGCGAAAGUUCGGAGUGACCGUGGAACUUACAUGUUCAACAAGGUUGAAUGGGUGUGCGACUGUGAUUUUGCAUCUACGCUAAAGCCCCCGUGUCGACAUGUUAUGUUUUUUUCCGGUCAAAGUCCUCGAUCCACCCUGUUAUUCCCGUAUCAAGUAUCGAUGCUAGAUGGCGCGUCAGAACACCGGCUGGUUCUAUGGGUCUCCCCAAUGUGGAUGGUUUGCACUACUCUAAGGCGUCUCUUCAUGCGAAGAAAUACGACACUCAACAUCAUAUUUUUCAACCUGGAUAAUAUCCUGGUUGCUAACCUGGAUAAUAUUUUGGUUGCCAACCUGGAUCAUAACCUGGACAACAUCCUGAUGUUCAACCUGGAUACUGGCCUGGAUAAUACCGUGGAGUAUGCGAUUGUCCGACGUCCGCCUCAUAUAGCGUGA